GAUUUCUACCGUGUGUUGACGCGAGAGUUGGUCGUGGUUGACGCGUAACAACAAAUGAACACGCAAAGGAUGUGACACCGCAGCAAACGUAAGGGCACACAGACUAAGCAAAGAUGCAGAACCUGAACAAGCCACUUCUUGACGACCUGGCGAAAGAGCUGUGGACGGAGGAGGUCCUCCCGCGAGCAAAGGAUGCCGUGGUGUUCCUGGACAAUGCCAUGGCCGAAGCGCUGCACUGGCACGGAGGAGCCCCCAAGCUCUUCGAAGCCGGUGCUCUGGCUGUCAGAGAGUUCUGCUUUUUCGAGCGUGGGUCGGCGUCCGAGCCCAAGGCCCUGUUCCUGGUGUCGAGCCCCGUGGCAGAACGCACCCUCUCCACCCUGUCCUCCGUCGUGCGGGCGAGCGUGUUCACUUCGUGCUGCGUCAUCACCUCCUGUCCGCCCGCAGCCCAGAGGCUGGCCAGGUACGGCUCAGCGGAGGGACCAGGAGGGCCCCAAGCGUUUCUGGAUGCGGAGGAGCAGCUGCUUGACUGGAUGGGAAACCCGACCCUCACAGCUGAAGUCAUGUAUGUCCCGCUUUCCGUGGUAAACAUCACUUCAAAGUUCUUUGUGAUGCCCCAGUUUUGCCACGUGUUCCCACCUCUCCAGGAACAUUUUAACACAAACCAGGGACCUCCUUUGCUAGAAUUUGGAGCUCUACCCCGAGAGAUGCAGAUUGACCUGAAGUCCCUGAUAGGCAACCUCAACUCGCUGUUCGAAGUCCUCCGGGUGAGAGAGGAGACCUUCUCCCUGGGGCCCCUGUCUCGGCUCGUGGGGGAAGAACUGGCCCGUCUCUCCAAGGGUCACAGGAAGGGAGCAGAGUCGAGAGUCUCCCUGGUGCUUGUGGACCGGACCCUGGACAUGGCAGGACCGCUGACCUCGUCGUGCGAGUCCCUGCUCGACCGGCUGGCGAGGGUGCUGCCAACCUGGCCAGGCCACAACCUGGAUGUGUGCGUGGACAUGCGCCUCCUCUGCUCCUCUCCUUCCGUUGAGGAGGAUGUUCCAUCAGAGGCGGCAGUGUAUCCCGGGUGCCUUGCUCACGAAGAUUCCAGGCUGGCAAUGCACCACCUUGUGAGCACCAAACAUAAGGAGUGCUUGAUGGAACUGAACCGGCUGCUGGUGGACGUUGCGCUGAAGCAAGGAGUGCGCCUGGACGUCUCUGGCCGGCUGACGCCCGAACUGCUGAAGAAGAGGGUCCUUCAGCUCAGGCGGGACGGCGGAGACGUUGCCCUUUGGCUGGGCCUGGUCCAGCAGGUGCUGGGGGUGGCCCAGGCGAUGCUGAGUCCCUCCUACGCCCGGCUAGAGGAGCUGCUGAGCACAGAGAAGGUGCUCGUGCAGAACGCUGCCGUCUCCGGCAACGCAGCCUGCCGGAGCCUGGUCCAGCUCUUGCGCUCCAGGAAGACAACGGGUCUCCGGUUAGAGGAUGUCCUGGUCUUGCUGACGCUGCUCUACUCGCUGCUCGGAGACAAAACCCUGGGAGGAGCGACCGAACGACGCACGCUCAAGGCUGAAAUUGUCGCUGCUAUUUACCAGGCUGCAUCGGAGAACGAGCUUCCUGCAUUCCUGCAGAAUCUCGCCUCCAGCAACGAGAAAGGCCUCGACGAAAACGAAGUUAUCCAGGCAGUUGACCAGAUGCUUAACACCCUGCGGUCCCUCGGACUUGCCAAGGAGCAGCUGAAAAAGUACAGAGCCAUCCUGGAAGACGGGGACCCCAUGCAGCCAGCUAUGUACAAGCCACUGCUAAAGCAGCUGCUGCAGGAUAUCUUCGACCCAGACGCAAAGGAGCUGCCUCACUUGGACCAUCAUUCGGGAGGGCUGGGCGACAUGCUCAAGACUGGCUUCGGGUUUUUCAAGAGCACAACCAAGCCACUGCCAAAGGACAACCCAACGUUGAUUCUGUUCAUUAUUGGCGGUGUGACGGCCUCCGAAGUGAAACUCGUAGCAGACUUUGUUUCUUCGAGGAAACUCAGUAAGCAGGUUAUUGUCGGAAGCACUUCAUUGGCCAGGCCCUCCGAGCAGCUGGGCCUCCUCUUCAAAAGAGACCUGGCACACACGUCCGACUUGCUGGAGCGUUUAUGAAUGAAUGUAACAUCAUAAUUACAGGGUGAAACAAGGAGACGCCAGGCUCUUUAAAUCGACCGGAAAAUUCAGUUUCUUAACCUAUCGCGCUACGACUUUGUACAGCGUUGCCCACAGAUGGUGCAUUUUUUUUUUGUAAAAUUUGUAAAGAGCAAACUUACCUGAGGAAAAAGUAAAGAAAGAAAAAGGCUUAGCUCCUAUGGAAACGCAGCAACGCCACCACUCCUCCAAGAGCAUGGCGCCGUUUCGCACGGGACACAAGAGAUGGUGCAACGAACGAGCAUAUUGCGCCGAGAGCCAGCGUCUUUAGCAGACAAUCUUUUCGACUCAAAAGCGGCGCGCGUUCCGCAGGUGGCGACAGUCGCAGAAACAAAAAGAGGCGUGGUAAGAACAAGGAACUGCAGUUUCUUGUCUGCUAAAUACGCCGGCUCUCGGCGUCGUCUGCUCAAUCGUUGGCGGCAGUUGGCGUCGCAACCGCUUGCGCCAUCUCGUGUUUCCCUAGCGAAAUGGCGCAGUGUUGUUUGAAGACUGGUAGCGUCGCUCCGUUUCCAUAGUAGCUAAGCCUUUUUCUUUCUUUAUUUUUUCCUCAGGUAAGUUCGCUCUUUGCAAAUUUUACAAAAAAAGAAUCUGUGGGCAACGCUGCACAAAGUCGUAGCACGAUAGGUUAAAAAACCGAAUUUCCCUGUCGAUUUAAAGAGCCUGGCGUCUCCUUGUUUCACCCUGUAGAUAUAACUUUAAUAAAUAAGGGAACCUAUAAAGUUUGUGCUUGCAUUGCGUUCUCCAUCGGCGAAAGUAGGACACAGAUGCAGCAUUCGUGAGUCUAUUUGCAUAGUAAAGCGUAUGGCUAGUACAGGAAGAGUGACAUUAUAACUGGACACUAUAAAUAAAGAAAUUUGUCAAGUUUUAAGCUUGCAUCCUUGGCUUCUGCCAUGGGAAAAAAAAUUGAGGCAGGGACGCCUUCACUUCACGAGUCCAUGUCCA
This is a messenger RNA of Ixodes scapularis (black-legged tick), 3095 nucleotides long. Its product is annotated as sec1 family domain-containing protein 2. Gene Ontology annotation, biological process: intracellular protein transport; vesicle-mediated transport. Bases 114 to 2114 code for a protein of 666 amino acids. The record is from RefSeq and is a predicted model, not a curated record. NCBI's taxonomy places the organism in Eukaryota, Metazoa, Arthropoda, Arachnida, Ixodida, Ixodidae. The transcript is spliced from 17 exons.